UAUUUCGUAACUAUUGGAAGUCGUGCUUUUGAUAUAUUGUGAAUUAAAAAUUGACAGUUCUUAAACAUCUUUCAGCUUGCUGAACCUUCUCGUAUCACAGGAAUUGAUAUUAGCAAUUAUUAAUUGCCAAUCGAGUUGCAUUGAAUUUAAUUGAAACAAUUAUACGUUAGCCAUGAAAAUAUAUUUUUCUUACGCACAUGUCAGCGUAUUUACAGCUGAUUCAUGUUCAGAUAUGCAACACAGGUUGUGUUAGUGAUUAGCAUGUCAAUAACAUAAACGCAAAAAUUAAUGAAGAAGUUUUAAGACAUUGACAAGAUACAAUUACGAAAAUGAUUGUGAAAUUGGAAAAGAUAAUCAGUUGUUCCUCGGAACAUCCAAUGUAUCCUGCUACGAAUCUUCUGCAAUGUAAUUCAGAAAAUUGGAAGGCCACAUGGCGAUGUGCCAAACCGGGAGAAAUGCUGGCUCAUGUAAUCUUUCAGCUUGCUGAACCUUCUUAUGUCACAGGAGUUGACAUUGGUAAUUAUCAAAGUUGUGUAGUAAUUGUUACUGGAUCUACAUCAUCUGAACCUGACAAUUGGAUGGUUAUAGUGAACUAUAAGUUUAUGACAAAUGAUGAAGCUGCGAACAAUAAGUUUAAGGACCAAGUACAAUUAUUUACCAGAAGAGAAUUAAAUCCAGACACUUUAAAAAUUAAAUUUGAUCGAAUAAAAGUCACUUGUAUGCAGUCGGCAAAUUUAAAAGUAUUGUUUGGACUGUCAUACAUAAUUUUGAGGUCAGACUCUACAGUUGAUUUAGGCUUAGAUGUAUUUGGUAAGUUUAAAUUGAAACAACCACAUAUUUUGAAAACACCUUUGGAAAUGAUGAAGGAAAAGAUUCUUGAUAAAGCAAAAAAUAAAAAGACGGAUUAUAAGGAAGAAUUAUGUAAACAAAUAAAAAAGGAUUCAAUGGAAAAUUUUAUUAAAAGUCAAGAGGAACAGAAACCAAUGAAGAGACCUUUAUUAGAAAAGUUAGAAGCUGGAAAAGUUGAUGAAGUUUUUAGAAAAAAUGAUAACGACAAAACACUUGGUAAAAGUCCUGAAAAUGUGAAAAAUACAUCAAUUGGAACAACAGUUGCCAGAACUCCUUUUGGAGAUAUUGUGCCAUCAAUAAAUACUGAUACUAAUAAAAAUGAUACAAAAAACUCAAUUCAUAGCCCGUCAAAUUCUAAGAAACGGUCUUUAAGCAAAUUAGAAGAUUCAUCAAAUGCAAACGUUAGUGAAAAGAAAAGACAAAAAUGCUCUAAAUGCAUGGAGAGUUCGCAGGAUCAAUUGUGUAAAACUUGUCAACGAUUACCACCGCCUACAAACAUUGAAAAUACUACGAAAACAAAUAAUAUUGUAAAACCUAAAAAAUCAUUUAAAGAAUUGCUUAAUAAUGUUACAUUUUCUCUCAGUGGCUAUGUUAAUCCACAGAGGGAUGAAAUUAGGAGAAAAGCUCUUAAUAUGGGUGCUCGAUAUAUACCUGAUCCCAAUACAACUAAUAAAAAAUGCACUCAUUUGAUUUGUGCUUUCAAAAAUACACCAAAAUAUCAACAAUUUAAGAAUCAUACCAAAAUUGUCUCACACACCUUUAUUGAAGAGUGUUUUGAUAAAAAGACGAGAUUUCCUUGGCGACGGUAUGCUUUAGAUCAAAAGGAUAAACUUCAACCUGAAAGCGAAGAAGAAAUUGUUGGCAGUGAAUUGGAAUCUGCAUAUGACUCAGACACUGAUGCCGAAUAUUGAUGAUUGAAUACGUUUAAAUUAAUCCUGUAUCUUUUGAUUAUAUAUUGAUAAUUGUAUUUAAAAUAAAAAAAAAAUAUAUUUUUUCAUGCGUGCAUGCACAAAAACA
Messenger RNA from Linepithema humile (Argentine ant), 1866 nucleotides. It is a transcript of the gene XRCC1, whose product is annotated as DNA repair protein XRCC1. Gene Ontology annotation, molecular function: damaged DNA binding. Gene Ontology annotation, biological process: base-excision repair; single strand break repair. Gene Ontology annotation, cellular component: nucleus. NCBI's taxonomy places the organism in Eukaryota, Metazoa, Arthropoda, Insecta, Hymenoptera, Formicidae. The record is from RefSeq and is a predicted model, not a curated record.